This is a messenger RNA of Gigantopelta aegis, 9991 nucleotides long. Its product is annotated as SRSF protein kinase 3-like. Lineage: Eukaryota; Metazoa; Mollusca; Gastropoda; Neomphalida; Peltospiridae. The record is from RefSeq and is a predicted model, not a curated record. Gene Ontology annotation, biological process: spliceosomal complex assembly; regulation of mRNA processing; protein phosphorylation. The coding region runs from base 49 to 2250 and encodes 733 amino acids. The transcript is spliced from 15 exons. Gene Ontology annotation, molecular function: ATP binding; protein kinase activity.
UUGACGCAUGCGUACUGAGAUCUCCAAAUGUAGCUGAGGAAAAUAGAAAUGAGCUCUAAAAUCCCCCGAAAAGCUUUGGCUAUCCAAGCUCGUAAGAAGCGCUCCAAAGCGAAACCCCGUUUCAAAACUGACGACAAAAAGAGAUCAUCGGGAGACAAUGCAGAGAAGCGUGACCCGCACUACCGCGAUGAUGAUGACGAUGAUGAUGAGGAGGAGGAGAUUCUCGGCUCUGACGAUGACGAGCAGGAAGAUCCCCGCGACUAUGUCAAAGGUGGAUACCAUCCAGUGAAAAUUGGAGAUCUUUUUAACAGCAGGUACCAUGUCGUCAGAAAACUUGGAUGGGGACAUUUUUCAACAGUUUGGCUUUGUUGGGAUCUGUCAGUGAAGCGAUUCGUUGCACUCAAAGUUGUCAAAAGUGCACAACACUACACAGAGACGGCUUUGGAUGAAAUCAAGUUGCUACGAAGUGUCCGAGACACGGAUGUCAGUGAUCCUUUCAGACAGAAAACUGUUCAGCUACUGGAUGACUUCAAAAUAUCUGGAAUCAAUGGGACCCAUGUGUGUAUGGUGUUUGAGGUUCUGGGCAACAACCUCCUCAAGUUCAUCAUCCGCUCCAACUAUCAGGGCAUUCCGCUUCCAAACGUCAAAACCAUCAUCAGACAGACUCUACAGGGUCUUCAUUAUUUACAUGCCAAGUGUAAGAUCAUUCACACGGACAUCAAGCCCGAGAACAUCUUGAUGUGUGUGGAUGAUGCCUAUGUGAAGAAACUAGCUGCUGAUGCCUUUGAAUGGCAGAAACUUGGACAGAAGCUCCCAGGAUCAGCAGUGAGCACAGCACCAAAAGAAAAACCUCCAGACCCUUCGAAGAUGUCAAAGAACAAGAAAAAGAAGCUGAAGAAGAAAAUGAAGAAACAGCAGCAGCUACUGGAGAUCCAGAUGAGACAAAUUAAUGAAUGUGAUAGUAAAAUAGAUCCUGAGAAGGAUGACUGUGGCAGUAUGACCAACAGUGAGAGCACAAAUAGUCUACCACUGACUGAGCAUGAAUUUCCCACCCCACACAGCAAGAGUCUAAACAGCAUACAGCACAUGUCUGAGGAUUUUUGCCAGACGAGCGAAAGUAUGCCCAAUUUGGAAGCAGCCUGCAACAUGACUAGCGUGCCAAAUGAUGCUCCCGUGAACAACGAAACCCAGCCAGCCAGCAACAACAACACGAGCAGUACGGACCAGUCGAACAAUGCUGCAAACGGCAAGGUCGCCAACAUAAAACAAAACGAUAACAACAGCAAACCAGAGAACAUGGACGAACAAGAAAACACCAAUGCGCAGGAAAACAAAGACACCAAAACACAAGGUACUGAUGACAUGGAUGUGGCACGGAACGACACGUGUUCCGUUAUCGAGACGUCGUCGUCUUCUUCUCCACCAAACGACCGUGACCAGAUUCCGUUAAAUGAGAGCCAGAUGACAAGAAUAGCGAAACUGAACGUCGCGGACGAGGAUGGGGAGGCUGUGGGGGAGAAACCCCCCCUGCUGUGUAAUGGGCACGAGUCCCGCGAGGAACACAAAAACUCUAUGAACGUUGUUAGUCAGUGUAAUUCUGUGAUCACCAAGAAUGACAUGGAGCAUAGUCCGGAGGGUAGCAUCACCGAGCAGAUGCAGGACGAUUCUCCAGGACCAGAAGGAUGCUCAACCCCUGUGAUUGUUGCCAAAGAUGACCAAAUACGAAAAGAUCCAGUUAAUGAAAUUUGUGAUAUUCCAGUCAAAAUAGCUGAUCUCGGCAAUGCUUGUUGGACGUUUCAUCACUUCACUGAAGACAUUCAAACGAGACAGUACCGAUGUCUGGAGGUUCUUGUUGGUGGGGGUUACGGCCCUCCGGCUGAUAUAUGGAGUACAGCCUGCAUGGCCUUUGAACUUGCGACUGGUGAUUAUCUGUUUGAGCCUCACUCUGGGGAAGACUACACACGUGACGAGGAUCACCUCGCUCACAUCAUUGAGCUGCUUGGCCCAAUUCCUCGUCAUCUAGCUCUCGCGGGCAAAUAUUCCAGGGAAUUCUUUAAUCGACGAGGUGAGCUGAGACACAUCACGAAGCUGAAGCCGUGGGGACUGGUGGAGGUGUUGACUGAGAAGUACGAGUGGGAGACUGAGGGAGCCGAGGCGUUCGCCGACUUCCUCACCCCGAUGCUGGCGUUCGACCCCAACCACCGGGCCACUGCGCAAGAAUGUCUCAAUCAUUCCUGGUUAAACUCAUGACCCAGAGAACCUAAUCCUGCCACUACCUUAACUGGACACCAGUCCUAGCUUUGUUGUUCACAUUUUAGCAGUUGGAUGUCCAUCAUUCUGUCUGUCUGUUUGUCAGACAGACACCACGUAAAGUAGAGGCCUGACAGUUUUUGUGGUACAGUCACUACUGGCUACCUUUUAGUCAAAGUGUGAUGAAGAAAAUUUUACGAAAACUGUAGCAGAUUUAAUGUUUUUCACUUGUAUGGAGUAUUGUCCAUUGUGGUGUUGGGCCAAGUAUUGGCAGUGUUGACAAGGCUAAUGUGGAAUGAAAGAGCAGUGGAAAGUAAUUCAUUGAGUUGAGGUGGUGUAGGUACUUGGACUUGUUAUGUUAAUAAGUUAACAAAAUAUGAUUCUUGUAAUUAGUUGCACAAAAAUUAUUAUUGUAAUAAAUAAAAAAAUGAAAUUUUAAAAUGAUUGCAAAUCUUGAAUUCUUUGUAAUGUUAAAUGUUUGAACAUGUAUUGAAAUUUGGAGUUCAGUUGAUCUGAUCUGUUCUCAUUCCAUGCUCCAUUACCAUUAAAUAUUAUUAAUUGGUAUUAAUUUCAUUUUAUGCUAAUUUAAGGUAAUUCAUUAAAAUAACAUCAAGUUAUUACUUUCAGACGGAUCAUUUCUAAAUAAAAAAUCUUUGCAAAAAUAAUUAUAUUCAAGUUUCAAGUUCUGCUUAACUUAAUAAGUUGUUUCACAUGUUCCAUCAUAAUUAAUUUUUGUUAAUUAUUAAUAUUACUAUGCUAAAUUAACUUAGUAAAAUAAUAAAAUUUAUGAAUUUAACAAAUCCAGAUUGGCAGUUAAAAAAAUCUCCUAUUUAUAGCUUAUGUACAUCACAAGUGCCUUGGUAAUAUAUAUAUAUAUAUAUUUUGAAUAUAUGUCAUGGAAAUAAUACAACACAAACAAAUAUCGAGAAGCAGUCAAAGUGACUCAUAUAAAACUAAUGCAAGAAAGAUUUAAUGAAAACUUAGAGAAAUUUGAAGAUCGGUUUUCAUGAAAUUUAUUAAGUCUUCACAAGUAAUGAAAAUGAAAUCAGAUUUGCUUUAAAUUGGUUGAUAUUUGUGUUGGGUAGACCUGUUUAUUCUUGAAAAUCUUAGCAAAGUCGGGAACAAAUUAAAGUGAAUAAUGCAUAAAUGAGACAGCAUUUCAUUCAGACACUACAUAUGUUGGCAGGAAAACUAAAUGUUGACAAUAAUAAAAUCUUUUUGAUGAUUGCUGGCAUAUUAGCUGUGUAGAUAUCCAAUUUCACAAAGAUUUUAUACUGUAUAAUUAUUUCUCCAUUACUUCAAUAUUUGAAGCUGCACAGUAUGAUAACAGUACGUCUGUUAGCUUUGUCUUGCUGAUGUUAAAUACUGUGGUCCAUUAAAGCUUAAAAACAGUGAAGUAAUAAAUGGGAUUCCUUGGAGGACAUGAGUCCCCACUGUUCUCUGUACCCUGUGUGUUCAUGCUUUGAAAUGACAUCCAGCUGCUAACAUGUGCGAUAGUAAUUUAAUUGUAUAGAUCACAACAUACAAACAUUUACACCACAAGGAAGUAAAGAUCUUGUGAGGAAAGCACAUCUUAUUUGCUGUUAAAUGGAUGAAUAUAAAUAUAAUCAUCCUUGCCAUUCUUCAUCAUCAUCAUCAUCUUCAUGAUCAUCAUCAUCAUAAUCAACGUUUGACGUGCUGCUGCAUAUGCAAUGGUUCAUAUAGUGCUGCAGAAGUUAUCUUACUGAAGAAUUGUUUGGAAGAUGUUAAUUCAAAAUUGUAAAUAAUUGUAUAUUUAUUUAAAUAUUUAGGAAACGUUCAUAAUUAUUAUUUUCAAAAGCAUAAACAAUAAUCUAGGGGCUUGUGUGGGGGUUAUUGCCUGUGUAUGCUUUUAAAACGAAAAAUAUUCUUUGAUUCUUUGCAAAAUCAUAAUAAAAACAAAUCUCCUCUGAGAAAAACACUAGUAAUGUAUGACUGUUAAACUUGUGAUAAAUUUGAUUUGUUAAAAAUUUUAAGCAGAGUUUGUCACUUGCAGUUUGUGAAAAACCACAAGCUAGAAAUCUGUUUUGUUCACUGUAAAAAUGACAACUUCAUUUUAACUUUGUGUAAUACACAUUUAUUUUUGUAAUCUUGUGCCAUAUGUCUAAUAAUUAGUUACUAUAGUCAAAUGUUUGAAGUUACAUUGUUGAUUAAUCCAAGAGAAAAGUGGGGAUUAAAGAAUAUAAUGAUAAAAAGAAACUGAAACAUGGCCUAAUUGAAUAAAUGACCUAUGAAAAUGUAAUAUUGAAUGGUGGGGAAUGCAAGUGAUAAUGAAUUGAAGAGACAUGAAUUUUAGUUUUGGUGUAACAAUAGUUUAUAUUCAAAGCAUUGAAGUUUUGCAUAUGCAACAGCAGUUGUUUCUCAUCAUAUUUGUAGGUUGUCAUUAAAAUCCCUUGCUUUGUUUCUUCCUGAUAAUAUGCUUUGUUAGUUUUUUUUAGGGUAGAACCAUUCUAAAUCUGAAUUAAAAAAUACUGCAUGAUUUAUCACCGAGUUUGUUUUGUGAAUUACAUUUGGCCAGUAAGUAUAAGAAUCUACAGGUACAAAUGGAAACCAGGUAUUCAUAAAAUGUCAUACCUUGCUUUCCUAACAUGGAUUUGGGGGCGGGGGGGGGGGGGUUGAAUUUAAAAAAUAAAUUGGUGAAUAAACUAUAAUGAACAGCUGCAGUGUUUGUGUUAUGUGUGGCAGAUGAAGAUAAAUGUCAUUGAUCAAUUCCACAGUGACAGCUCUUACAUUUGUAGCCAGUUUAUUAAUUUUAAAUACCUGCUUUUUUGUCAUUAUUGCAUCCAAGCAUUUCCUGCUUUUAAGUUCAUAUUGGAUGAACAUGUGCUACUAGGUGCUAGUGCUAACACAACAAAUUCACAAUCUACCUUGAGUAAACUUUGGUAGCAAUUAAAUUUAGCUGUGACCGACUACCAACCCCCUCCCCCCAAAAAACGAAAUUGACAUUUUUGUAUCUUCAGUCACAUCAAUUAAAUGGCUAGUAUUAAGUGGCAUAUGCUCUUCUGAAAAGACAUAAGUACAGGUAUAUGAAAUUCAAAGAUUGCCAGGACAUGUAACUGCAGUCACUGCAGAAUUGCCUCAUUUAAAUUCACUGGUUGAUUGACCCCUUGCCAGUAUCUCAAUGUCCUUAACAUAAGCUGUAUAUUAGUACUGGCAAAUGUCCAUAUAUUGAUAUGCAAGAUUUUCUCCAUUGUUAUGUUUAUAGACCCAAGUACUAUGUUAGUACUACUAUGUCAUUAAAUGUAGGAAGAAAUGAAGCAAAGUUGAGUUGACAGUCUUUAGUCCAUCAACAGGUUGUGUAAUUUUUCUAGUUCAUAAUUCAUUGAAAUGUUGAUUCACGUCCUAUCGCAUCAGCAAUACAUUAUAGCUGAUUGACACCCACAAAGUUGCAGACCAAUUUGUGUGCUUUUUUUUUGCUUCAGCUUUUGUAAGGGAGUUGAUUUUCAUGGCAUAUUUUAGAUUGAACCACAUGAUUACUACUGCAUUUUGACUAAGUUAUGAAGAAAUUUUUUCUGCGGGUUUUUGUUUUGCAAUUUGUCUCUUGGCUUUUAAAAUACAUAUUCAUUUUGACAACUAUUAUCAACCACCAUACAUCUUUUUCAUUUUUCUGUUAUUUGCUUUUGCAUUGUACAUUCAGAUAAGAUACAGAAAUUUCCAAUAUCACAAAUGACUUGUCCUGUAAAAUAUACUUUAGAGGUCCAAAGAAUAUUUAAAUGUAUGACAAUGCAACAAUUUGUGUACCUACCCAAUAGGCUUACGCUUUACAUGUCUUGAAAGAUGUUUCAUUACUGUAGAGAAUACAACAGCUUUUUUUCAUUAGUGUAAAGAUCAUUUCUCUAGCAAUCUACCGGGAGAGUAAUCCUGUGUUACACAGAUCUACGCUAAGCUUCCUUCAUAUUCAGCAGGUUACAGUAAUGUGCAUAAAGCUUACCUCCAAAUGCAUAUCUCUAUGAAAUGUUUGUGUCAUUGACACAGUAGUUUUGUAUAGAUUAAUGUCAUUGAAGAGAAUGUUUUGAAAAGAAGAAUUUGUUUUGGAAGAUGAUCUUGCAAUACAUGUAUGUAGUGUACACUAUUCUCCAGCAAUGCACAAUGUAGAGAUGUACUUAAUGUUUCUUUCAUCCUAAACGUUUCCUAUAGAGUUUUUAUUACUGAAGAUAAAUUAAAUUUGAAAACAAGGUUGUUUGGAUGCUUGAAAAAGAGUGGAACAUUCUUGGAUUAUUUAAUCAAUAAUUAGUUCUGGAAUACCUUUCAGUCUAUAUUUGUUCAGUCUGAUCAUCUGUUUUUGAAUACAAACCUGAGAAUCCACAAAGCAGUAUCCAUUGUAUCACUCUGGUUUUUACUCUGUGAUUGUGCAUCACCAUCGUGAAACUCUGGUAUCGAUACUGACUUCCAGUGAUGCAGGGUACAAUUCACCACAUGGGGUAACAAGAAAUCUGGUUAUAAUUAUUUUACUUACAGGCCUCUGAGAAUUGAAAAUUUGCAUAAACCAUUUAUGAUUUAACCGAAAACAAAUUAAGAUGACCCAUUGUAUUUUUGCAUAACCCAUCAUGAUGAUGUUAAUGAUCUAAAUUUAGUGUGAACAAAAAAAAAGAAGGGUUCUGAAAGACUACUUGUGCAACGAACGGAAUAAUUUUCUGUUUUCAAAGGCCUGUGUCAAGGUGGCUUACUGUGUGAUUACUUUUAAUCAAAAUGGCUAUAAAAACAAUAACAACCCAACACAUUAGAUAAUGAUAGACGAUUGCACGUUUACAGAUGGGUUGUUUAGUAAAGAUUUUGUGAAAAGCACAGAAAUCUCAUACAUUUGUUAAAGAUGUAUGGCUUGUGUAUAAUUUUAAACAUGCUUUUAUAUAGUAACGGGGAAUCAUUAGCAUAAGUUGGAAAUUUGUUUUUGUGUGUGUACUCCAUUUCUGUUUUAAUAAAAAAUACUAGAAUGGAAUGUUGCUUUAUUAAAUUGAAACAAAAUUUACUAGAAAAAAAUAUUUUAUAAUUAUUUUACAAAACAAUAAUACUAAAGACUGUUCUUAAAGGGGCCAUUGCGAGUUUGCUGCCAUUGUAACAUAUUUCUACAGAUAAGAUGUUUUUUUAACUACCAAAAUUAUCUUGUUUUCUUGUUAAAAUAUCAGUGUGUGUAUUUUUCAAUGUGUUUCUUGUCAUUCCAGAGUUUGUAGGUUGCUCCAGUUUUGUUUCAUUUCCUAAUAUGUAUAUUUAUUUUUACAUACAAAUUUAUUUGGAGUGAAAAUUCAGUUUGGGUUACUAGUUGGGAACAUGUUAUGUAUUGGCAUCAAACUUUGGAUUCUCUUUAAUUUUAAUAAGUGUAUGACCGCCUAUGCAAUGUUUAUGGUAUGCCAUUUCAAUAGCACAAAUGUAUCUUUGUUUAGUGUACAAAAACUUAACUUUUUUUAAUUACUUUUAUAAAAAUACUGUUGAGUGAUAGCUUAAUUUAAGUUCUCAAUAAAGGAAGAAGGUUUUGGAUUAUAACAUAUUAAAAUUCACUUUGUUGUGUCUGUCUAACUGAUGUACAAGUUUUUACUUGUGUGAAAAUCUAAUAUUGCAUAUUGGUUUAUAUUUGGUAUAUGUUAUUUAUUAUUAUUUGUUAUUUCUUCAUUUAAUUAAUCUAGAAAAAAAAAUUGUCCACACAACCGUUGUUGAGUGUCUUGAAGAUAUAAUUCUGUAGUGUAUGGUUGCAAGCAGGGUUACAGUUGGGGAGCUUAAAAAGAAAUCUCGAAAUGUUGGGGGAAAGUCGUUAAAAAAGGUUACAAAGUGCAUUUCAUUCUGGUAAAAGGACUGAGCUGUAGUAGAAGAGUCUGGCGAGCCAACUGACAUAGUUUUUUAGUAUGUACAAUAGAUGUUCAAUAGCUUUUCAGUGGUGUAACAUGUUUUGACAUUAAAUGUUAUGCACUGUUUUGAAUCAAAGUGGUGGUUUGUAUACUGUUCCCACUACUUAACUUCAAAAAGUCGGAAGUUGUUUUUAGGUAUUGCUCAAUAUAUCAUCAGACUCCUAGUAUAAUUGCCCAAGUAAUGUUUAGAGCUACUGAGACCAAAGGAAAAAACUGUACAUUGGUUUAUAAAGAUAUGUUAGAGGUCUUUUGGGAGGAAAAUCUCAGACAAUAUUUCCAAGAUUGUACUUGAAAUGUUACUAUUGUUAUAAUAUGUAUUGUGUGGAUGAGAAAAGCUUAAAUAUUUUAUUAGAAAUUAUACAAGUAAUGGAAUAUGUUAACCAGACUCUUCCUGAUCAGUCAUUAUGGCAUAGAACGCUUAUGGUACACUUGUCUAAAUUCAGUUGACUGUACUAGGCAGUGGUGGCUGGAAGGUUAGUAAAAUCUUUGAGAAACAGUUUUAUCUAAAAGGUGUGUGAACACAAUUAAGCUAUUGGAUUACAGAGCCCAUUCUAAGGCCAUAGGCUCUCUUCUGCUAACACUGGGGCAUUUUUGCAGGCUUUCUCAUUCUUAUAACACUAGUGGUAUAAAGGGUUAGACCUUGGGGAGAAGGGGUCCUUGUGUCUGUGAUUUUCAGUUUUAUUAUAACGUAUAGCCUGUAGUAAAGGGUGAAAGGAGUAUAAUUUUGAUAGUGUUCUACAAUAUGUUAUAAAAUUCGAGUAAUACAUAUAUCUAUAAUUGGUUCUUGAGAAGAGAAUGUAUUAACACUCUGUCAAAACAAUCAUAUGAUAGUUGUCUGAGUACAUUAUUUCAGGAUACAUUUAUUCCAUUUGAAACCAUUCUUAGCUCAGUUGAGUUUUGUCUAGUUGAUGAGCAAAUUUCAUGGUUAUGUGAUUGUUAUCUGUAAAAAAUAUCAUUGAUUUUUCUCUUAUGGCUGGACAAAUAUUAAUUAAACUUGUUAGGAAACACAAUGUCUCAAUCAUUUGUUGUUUAAAAACAAAUCCAUCGUUACCUCAAUGAUGAUAGUGUAGGUAAAUUCUCAGGAUUUCUGACUCAUUAAUGAAACCUUUUAAAAAAAGAGAAAAAAAAGAAAAAGUUUGUUUGAAGCUGGCAGAGUUUGGAAAUAGAUGAUUUAUCAAUAUGGAUGAAGUGAAUUUUAAAAUUUUCCUUCUGUUCUAUUUCUCUUUAUGCUAAACAUGCUUUCUUUACAACUACUGUAUACACAAACAUUUUCGUGGCUAAAAAUAAUUUGUUAUCAAGUUGUUAUUUUUUAUUUCCGCGAGGAAUUAUUUAUUCGACACUCCCCAGUAAUACAGUAAAACUACUCCCUUCAUUGACAGUUUCAUAUAUAGUAGACUUACUACUGUCACACAUGUACUCGUGUAUCAUGGUAUGACACUAGCAUUAUUUAGCUAGAAGUGCAUUAUAAUUAGUUACAUGUUAAAAGUAAUUCAGUGUUUUGUAUAUAUAUAUAUUGAAGUGUGAUAAAUGUGUUUUGAAUCUAUGAGUAUUACAGCUAAAUUGAAAAUAAGUUAGCGUGUAAACUGAAUUAGUGGUACUCUCAGAAUUUUCACCAUUUUUUCUGUAUAUUUUCUUCACGAACAUAUUUGCGUAUACGGUAGUCUACCUUGGCAAUUCCUUAGUGGAUACAUGUUUAGAAAACCUACCAGUUGUGAGAAAUAGUAUCAGUUGAUGGGAAUUAAUCCAGCUGAGCCUCUUUGUUUUGUUUUUUUAGUUUUUUUUAAUUAUUCAAUAGAUUUGUGUUGCUUUCAUUGUUUGCAUUAACAUAAUGUUGGUUACUUUGAUAAACAAAGCAUUCAUAUUUCCAAAGCAAUACAGUUUUUAAA